Molecule: messenger RNA, 2386 nt
Organism: Talpa occidentalis (Iberian mole)
Lineage: Eukaryota; Metazoa; Chordata; Mammalia; Eulipotyphla; Talpidae
Gene: PRSS23
Product: serine protease 23
Exons: 1
Coding region: 46-1170 (374 amino acids)
Biological process (GO): proteolysis
Molecular function (GO): serine-type endopeptidase activity
Source: RefSeq, a predicted model, not a curated record
CCCUCCUGACCUGCCUAUCUUUGUUUCUACAGGGUGGUGCUCAGCAUGGCGGGGAUCCCCGGGCUCCAAUUCCUGCUCCUUUUCCUCCUCCUCUGUACUAUUGGGCAGAUAAGUGCCCAGUGGAAACCGACUUGGCCUGCCUACCGCCUACCUGUGGUCUUGCCCCAGUCCACCCUCAGCUUAGCCAAGCCAGACUUUGGGGCAGAAGCCAAAUUGGAAGUGUCUUCUUCAUGUGGACCCCAGUGUCAUAAGGGAACUCCACUGCCCACUUACGAAGAGGUCAAGCAGUAUCUGUCUUAUGAAACACUCUAUGCCAACGGCAGCCGAACAGAGACACAGGUGGGCAUUUACAUCCUCAGUAGUGCCCAGGGUGAGCCUGCGGGAAAGUCUCGGAGGAAGCGGCAGAUUUAUGGUUAUGACAGCAGGUUCAGCAUUUUGGGGAAGGACUUCCUGCUUAACUACCCCUUCUCAACAUCAGUGAAGUUGUCCACAGGCUGCACUGGUACCCUAGUGGCGGAGAAACAUGUCCUCACAGCGGCCCACUGCAUACAUGAUGGGAAAACCUAUGUGAAGGGAACCCAGAAGCUUCGAGUGGGCUUCCUGAAGCCCAAGUUUAAAGAUGGUGGUCAAGGGACGAACGCCUCAACCUCAGCCAUGCCUGACAAAAUGAAGUUUCAGUGGAUCCGGGUGAAGCGCACCCAUGUGCCCAAGGGAUGGAUCAAAGGCAAUGCCAAUGACAUUGGCAUGGAUUAUGACUAUGCCCUCCUGGAACUUAAGAAGCCCCACAAGAGAAAGUUCAUGAAAAUUGGGGUGAGCCCUCCAGCUAAGCAGCUGCCAGGGGGCAGAAUCCAUUUCUCUGGUUAUGACAAUGACCGACCAGGCAAUUUGGUGUACCGCUUCUGUGACGUCAAAGAUGAGACCUAUGACCUGCUCUACCAGCAGUGCGAUGCCCAGCCUGGGGCCAGUGGGUCCGGGGUCUAUGUGAGGAUGUGGAAAAGACAGCAGCAGAAGUGGGAGCGAAAAAUCAUUGGCAUCUUUUCAGGGCACCAGUGGGUGGACAUGAAUGGUUCACCACAGGAUUUCAACGUGGCUGUUAGAAUCACCCCUCUCAAAUAUGCGCAGAUUUGCUAUUGGAUUAAAGGAAAUUAUGUGGAUUGUAGGGAAGGGUGACACCAAGUUCCUUCCCAGCAGCACUUACUGGCCUUUAUGUACUUAUUGUAGGAGAGCUCAAAUUUUGUCACUGGGUGUUUGUUUGUGUGUGUGUGUGUGUGUGUGUGUGUGUGUGUGUGUGUGUGUGUGUGUGUGUUAUAUGGCAUAGUUAUCUAAUUUUUUUUAAUUGCAAGAUGACUGGCUUUAUUAUUUGAAAACUGGUUUGUGUAACAUUUAAGCAGUUUAAAGGAGGAGUUUUGCAUAGAAAUAAAAAAACAUGCUCAUGUUUGGAACAAUAGGGAAUAUUUAGUGAUUAAGUUAAUCUUUCACUUUUUGAGAAUUUUGAUUUUUAUUUCAUCUGAACUCAUUUCAAAGAUUUAUAGUGAAUGGGUGGCAUACGGGAGAUAGACUUUCUAGUGUGUGUGUGUAUGUGUGUAUUUUCUCCUGAGAGUCAUCUUUUCUGGUUUUGUUUUUUUUUUUAUUAAUGCCCAGUCAUUACUGUUUCUGGAUGGCAGUGUUCCCCAUGGCAAACAACUCUUUGGAACGUAUACAAUACUUCUUUGACAGGCAGUCAUUAUAUUUUGAUGGGGCGGGCGGUUUGCAAGGUCGUCCUUGAGCUAUAAUAUAAUUUGCUGACUAUAAUGCCAUACAUAUUAAACCAUAUCUUCCAAAGACUGCUGCUCUACUUUUUGGGAAGACCUUGCAUGUGCCUCUAUGAACUUUGCAGUCUCACCAGAGUAAGCGAGAUCAUUUGUGUCAAUCCUUCCAUUUAUCAGGAUGUUACUCACAUUUCUUGAACUACCUGCUUUUCAGAAGACAAUAAUCAUACCUAAUUAGAACAGGCUAUAGUGCUUCUCAACUAACAGUACAAUGGUAGUAUUUUACCCUUGGAGUGCAGCACAUCUCAUAUUUUAUCAUUUGGAUGGAAUAAUUUAAAAUGAAUUAAAUUCCAGAGAACAAUGGAUGUUUCGUUGGGCAGACGUUAAAACAUUGUAAGUAUAUAUUCCUAGGAAGACUAGUAUAAUAUUUCCUUAAACACUCAACCUUCAACCAAAAGUUAAAAGGGCACCGUCAUCAAGUAGGGAGGAGAUGUCUCUCAGUGCUUCCUUUAUCAGGGAUUCACAUGCUUGUUUGCACAUUAAGAAGUCCUGUAGUAAAGACACAUGUUAAUGUUUUAAAAUAUGCAUUUCAAUAAACAUCUUUGAUGACACAACCCUUGUUUUCUCAUAUAAUGUCU